Messenger RNA from Leptidea sinapis, 6069 nucleotides. It is a transcript of the gene Mcm2, whose product is annotated as DNA replication licensing factor Mcm2. Gene Ontology annotation, cellular component: nucleus; MCM complex. NCBI's taxonomy places the organism in Eukaryota, Metazoa, Arthropoda, Insecta, Lepidoptera, Pieridae. Gene Ontology annotation, biological process: DNA replication; double-strand break repair via break-induced replication; mitotic DNA replication initiation. Bases 167 to 2809 code for a protein of 880 amino acids. The record is from RefSeq and is a predicted model, not a curated record. The transcript has 15 exons. Gene Ontology annotation, molecular function: single-stranded DNA helicase activity; single-stranded DNA binding; ATP binding.
UUUUUAUUGUUGAAUGUUGACUUGUGAAGUGUUGACAGUGUUGUUGAUUGUAGAUACUAAAUAAACGGCAAUUGUUUAUCAAUUGGUAAAAUAUUUCAUAAAGUGCGGUUCUUAAACACUUUAAGAUUUAAUAAACUUAAUACUGAUUAUAUAGGAACCAAUUGAAAUGAGUUCACCAAUCCCAGACACGCCUUCAGAUAGAGAUGGAGCCAGAUCUCGAAUGACUUCACCAGCUCGUGAUUAUGAGAUGUUCGAAGAUGAAGGCGCUAUUCUUGGUGAUAAUCCGGUGGACGAAGAGGAGGAUGAUGGCGAGGAGUUGUUUAACGAUAAUAUGGAAGCUGAUUAUCGUCCAAUGCCAGCUCUGGACAGAUAUGAUGCAGAUGGUUUGGAUGAUGAGGACUACGAUGCAAUGUCUAUGGAUGAUCGGGUUGCUGCUGAGAGAGAGCUUCAGCGAAGGGACAGAGAUGAAGGGAGGAUGAGAAGAGAUGAUAGAGAUUUAUUAUAUGAUGAAUCAGAUGAAGAGGGUGGUGAUGCACCUCGGGCCAAACGUAGGCGUGCGGCGGAAAAAGCAGCAACUGGAGCUGACGAACAAGUUGAAGAAGGCAUUGAAAGUAUAGAGAACUUAGAAGAUACAAAGGGUUAUACAAGCAAAGAAUGGGUAUCUAUGUUGGGGCCGAGAACAGAAAUUGCAAACAGGUUUAAAAAUUUUCUGCGAACAUAUACAAACAGUAAAGGCCAGUAUGUCUUCAAGGAUCGCAUACGGCGCAUGUGCGAACUUAACCAGGCAUCAUUUCACGUCGAGUUUGAUGUUCUUGCCAGACGAGAGCAAGUAUUAGCCUAUUUCUUGCCGGAAGCGCCAUUCCAAAUGCUGCAAAUAUUUGAUGAAGUUGCCAAAGCGAUUGUGCUUCAGAUAUUUCCCAGUUACGAACGAGUUACUUCAGAAAUUCACGUUAGAAUAUCAGAUCUGCCUUUGAUUGAGGAAUUGAGGACGUUCCGGAAACUGCAUUUGAACCAGUUAGUGCGUACCCAGGGUGUGAUCACUGCUACGACAGGAGUGUUACCACAGCUGUCUGUUGUCAAGUAUGAUUGUAAUAGAUGUGGAUAUAUAUUGGGGCCGUUUGUGCAGUCACAAAACUCUGAAGUGAAGCCGGGAUCAUGUCCGGAAUGUCAAAGUUCUGGUCCAUUCAUGGUAAACAUGGAACAAACAGUGUAUAGGAAUUAUCAAAAGGUCACAAUACAGGAGUCUCCGGGGCGGAUCCCAGCUGGUAGGAUACCCAGAAGUAAGGACUGCAUUCUGCUCUCAGACCUCUGUGAUAGAUGCAAGCCAGGAGAUGAAGUUGAUUUGACCGGCAUCUAUACAAAUAAUUAUGAUGGAUCCUUGAAUACUGAACAAGGCUUUCCCGUAUUUGCUACAGUCAUAAUAGCCAACUACAUAGUAGUGAAGGAUUGCAAACACAUUGUUGAAUCACUUACCGAUGAAGAUGUUGCACAAAUACUUAAGUUGUCCAAAGAUCCAAAUAUUGGUGAGAGAAUUAUACAGAGUAUAGCGCCCUCUAUAUACGGACAUGAAUAUAUAAAGAGAGGAUUGGCACUAGCUUUAUUUGGAGGCGAACCCAAAAAUCCAGGUGACAAGCACAAAAUCCGUGGUGAUAUUAAUGUACUGAUUUGUGGAGAUCCCGGUACGGCUAAGUCUCAAUUCUUGAAGUAUACAGAGAAGAUCGCACCACGUGCUAUAUUCACAACAGGUCAAGGCGCCAGUGCAGUCGGUCUCACAGCAUACGUCAGAAAGAAUCCAACUACAAGGGAUUGGACGUUGGAAGCGGGCGCACUAGUGUUGGCUGAUCGCGGCGUGUGCCUUAUCGAUGAAUUCGAUAAGAUGAAUGAUCAGGACCGAACGUCGAUACACGAGGCCAUGGAGCAGCAGUCCAUAUCUAUAUCCAAAGCUGGCAUCGUAACUUCACUGCACGCUAGAUGUUCGAUAAUAGCUGCGGCCAAUCCGAUCGGUGGUCGAUACGACGCGUCGCUAACGUUUAGUGAGAAUGUCAACUUGUCUGAGCCCAUACUGUCGCGGUUCGACGUUCUAUGUGUGGUCCGAGACGAACCCGAUCCUAUGCAAGACGCUCACUUGGCCAAAUUUGUUGUAAGUUCACACAUAAAACAUCACCCGACUCAGCGAGGCACUACUCUCGAGGAUGCCAAUGAAGAUGAUAUAACAUUGCCACAGGACUUGCUGAAGAAAUAUAUUGUGUACGCAAGAGAAAACAUCCACCCUAAAUUACAGAACAUGGAUCAGGACAAAGUAGCGAAAAUGUACAGCCAACUACGACAAGAGUCCCUCGCUACUGGAAGCUUGCCCAUCACCGUCAGACAUAUUGAAUCUGUGAUAAGAAUGAGCGAAGCGCACGCGAGGAUCCACCUGCGGGGACAGGUGAACGAGCAGGAUGUCAACAUCGCCAUCCGCAGCAUGCUGGAGAGCUUCGUGGAGACGCAGAAGUACAGCGUCAUGAGGGCCAUGAGACAGACAUUCCAAAAAUACCUCUCAUACAAGAAAGAUCACAGUGAACUCCUAUACUACAUUCUCCGUCAACUCACAAUGGACCAACUGGCCUACAUGAGGGGACUCCAUAAUCAUUCCCAGUCUGUUAUUGAGAUAUCGGAGAGAGAUUUGCUGGAACGAGCCAGGCAGAUCAACAUAUCAGACCUCAAGCCGUUCUACGACAGCCGGAUAUUCAAACUGAACAACUUUUCAUAUGAUGCAAAGAGGAAAGUCAUAAUGCACACCAUGCCAGAGGUACCGACAGCAUCAUAAACACUUCAACUCACAAGGGUUCUGGUAAUCAUUAGAUAUAUAAAUUUGGUUACGUCAGAUUUGAAGUAUUGUAAAGUUGAGCUAUUUAAUAUUGCGGACCUCAAAGCUGUGUCACCAUGAAUCUCUGUGUUUAUAGUACAGCUGUAUUUAAAGAAUAUGAUUUGGAAGUUUUAUAAUUAUAUUUUUUAAUAAUAUGGUAGAUAUUUUACAAAUCCAAACUUAUACUUUCUUAAAUCACAUGUUUAGAUUUAGUUUUUAAAUAAUAAAGAAAUCACAAUAACGAUCAAUCAUCUGUCGACCUAGAUUCUGUUGUGUUUUUUAUUUUCAUUGGAAAACAACUGUGACCAUGAUAGUUCUAUCUGGGUUGAAAAAUCGGUUACAAGUAUUCGAUGUACUCAAGUACACAUAUUAUGCAUUAUAGUACUUAUUUUCCAUACAGAGCUCGGAAUAUUUCAUUAUAUCACUUCAAAAAUCAAAUCUCAAAACAAAGUAUAGCAAAACUGAGUAACCACUGUGAACAUAGCCACAGUUACAAACUACAUAUGAUGAAAUAUGCUUUACAUAAAAACAAACCCAAUACCUAUUGAAUUCGUUGGACUUUUUAUAAAACUGGCUCUAAUCAAAGAAUUUCUAAUGUUUCUUUCCUUUUAUUCGUAUAGAGUGACAUGUUUGCUAUGGAUAAAACCCUUCUUUAUUAAGAUCUUUAAGUUAAAAACACCAUAACCUUAAAUUUUUUCGCCUCUCCUUUAAAUAGAUUAAUGACAGGUUCUAUUGUAUUAAAUACAUAAUAGAAUUAAAUAUAUUCUGUGUUCCUAAUCUGGUGUCCGAAAUCUUACGUUCAUUCGUAGGUGUAGGUUAUAAGGUUAAUUUGUUUUUAUGCUGAAGUAUCUCUUUAACAAUUGCAAAAACAGACUCCUAAAACAAAAGAGCCACAACGAAAUAUAUUUUCACUGUUAAGUCUCAUGGUGGUCUAUACACAAUUUUAAUUAAUAUUUUAUAUUAAUUACAAAUACGAGUGCAAAAUUUCAUUUUAAUAUUUUUUUUUAUUAAUCUUUAUAUGCAAAAUGACUAAUAGUUGAAUUUUGGCUUUUUUACUGUUGGUAAUAAUAAAUAUUUUUUAUUUUAAAUUCCGGUAACAUCUAGAUAUUUCAAAGCCAUAAGACACAUCACAUAACUCAAGUAUUUAAUAGAAAUAAGAAUUAAUGUUAUUUUAUGAAUGUUAAUAUUGUCGCGGAGCAGUUACAAAGUACAAUAUCCAGCGUUAACCCGUUGUAUCUACUAUCUGUCCCUUUCCCUCGCGCGAAAUAUUUGUUUUGUCUCGCUCGUACAGUUACACAUAAUUGUUAUUUUUUUAUUUUAUGAAAAUAAGGGUCCGGACGAGCAGGACGUUGCAACGCAGCUAAUGGAAAUUGGUACGCCCUGCCCAUUACGAUCCAGUGCCGGUCAGGAUUCUUGAAAUACCCAAAACUUCUGAGCGGCACUGCGCUCGUCACCUUGAGACAUAAGAUGUCAAGUCUCAUUUGCCCAGUAAUGUAACUAGCUAGGGCCCCCUUCAGACCGAAACACAAUAAUGCUUACACAUUUCUGCUUCACGGCAGAAAUAAGCGCCGUUGUGAUACCCAUAAUCUAGCCGGCAUCCUGUGCAAAGAAUGCCUCCCACUAUUUACCUAUUAAUUAAUACUAACCCUUGUCAACAUUGCGCAUUUCACAAUCAUUUUAUAUAAAAUGAAUACUUUAGGUAUAUUAUAUAAACUAUUAUUGUGCGGUUAAAGUACCUUUUUAUUUAACACACUGCUGUCUAUAUACAUAGGCCAGCGAGACAAGAUAAAUAAUGUAAACAAACGAACCGUUACUGAGUUAAAUAGUGAUAGCGAGCGAUUAUUAUACAUUUCUCUAUCACACUCGUAAACAGUAAUGGCGUCAGUUGGUGUCGACACAGGAAAGCAGUCAGUACCGCAGUUGUCAACAUUUGGUCGGUCAUUUUAUGAAUAAGUUCAUUCUUGCUUGGAUUGUUCGAAGUGACGCGUAUUGUUUCGGUAUUUUGUUAUUAUUAAUCCAUUACUGUUACUUUUCUUGUUGAUUUAUGAUGUUUUGUGAGCAGUUGUUGAUUAAAGUUAUGGAAUAAUAGUCCGGCAGCUCUAGACAACCUUUGAAAUAUAACAUAUAACAUUUUUAGGGUUUCGUAGCCAAGUGGCAAAAAACGGAACCCUUAUAGAUUCGUCAUGUCUGUCUGUCUGUCCGUCUGUGUGUCACAGCCACUUUUUUCCGAAACUAUAAAAACUAUACUGUUGAAACUUGGUAAGUAGAUGUAUUCUGUGAACUGCAAUAAUAUUUUCACACAGAAAUAGAAAAACAACAAUAAAUUUUGGGUUAAAUAAUACUUAGAAGUGAAACACAAAAUGUUUCUUUCAUCAAACUCAUAUGUGUGGGGGUAUUCAUGGAUAGGUCUUCAAAAAUGAUUUUUAGCUUUCUAAUAUCAUUUUUUUCUAAACUGAAUAGUUUGCGCGAGAGUCACUUCCAAAGUGGUAAAAUAUGUGUCACAAGUAACUUUAAAAUAUGAGAAUGAUAAAACUAAAACAAAUAUAUGAUGUACAUUACCAUGGAAACUUCCACCGACAAUUGGUUUGAACGAGAUCUAGUAAGUAGUUUUUUUUUAAUACGACAUAAAUCGUAAACCGCAAUUUACCUUUCAUUCAAUCAACUCAAUUAUUAUUAUUAUUAUUAAAGAACUUUCAUAUUAUGUUACUUGCUGCUACGGAACCCUUCAUGGGCGAGACCGACUCUCACUUUUUUUUCAAUAUUCAAAGAUAUCGAUGAAAAUGUUUUGAACCCCUGACACUUUGUUUACAUUCCUUAUCUCGUCUUGUUGGCUUUACUAUAGAAAGAUAUAAUUCAUCCGUGCGGCGUCAAUCACAAAGUAUAAACUCUACAUAUUACACACACAUAUUCACAUUCUAUUUAACAAAAAUCUUCUAAGCGUAACUUUAGCUUCCCUAAACUUCAAACAAUCUUACAUUUUCGAAUGAUUUUAAGCUACGUACAGACCGAUGUAAUAUUAUCUAUGUAAUACGAUGUAUUAAUCGUAAGAAUUUCACUGUGAACAGUUUGAAUUUAUCAAUAUUUUAAUAAUUAAUGUAUUUUGUAACAAUCUAUUCAUUUGUGGUCGUGACCAAGUAUGUGCCUUUAUAUGCCUUCUUUUUGUAAUAAUUAGAAUUAAGAGUUUUUGUGAUGUUUUGUAUGUAAUUAAAUGUCUUUGAUAA